AUGUCAAAAGUGUUCAUCGCUACAGCAAAUGCAGGCAAAGCUCAUGAAGCCGAUAUUUUCUCCGUUUCAGCAUGCAAUUCAUUUACAAUAAGUUGUUCCGGUGACGGGUACUUGAAAUUAUGGGAAAAUAAACUAUUGGACAACGAAAAUCCAAAGGAUAAGUGCUACGCUCAGUUUGUCCAUAAGACUGGACUACAUCAUGUGGACGUAUUGCAAACUAUCGAGAAAGAUGCAUUCGAUAUAUGCCUUGUCGCUACCACUUCGUUUUCUGGCGAUGUAUUCUUCUAUCGUAUCACUAGAGAAGCUGAGACUAGGAAAGUUCUGUUCGAGAAAUUGGAUCUACUGGAUUCUGAUAUGAAGAAGAACUCUUUUUGGGCGCUAAAAUGGUGUGCCUCGAACGAUAGGUUACUAUCCCAUAGAUUAAUUGCCACAGACGUCAAGGGUACGACUUACGCGUGGAAAUUUUACCCGUUUGCAGACGAGUCUGGCUCUUCAGCACCGGAUUGGAAACCCACAUUACAGCUACAAGGCAUCAUUGAGUCACCCAUGACUCCAAAUCAAUUUGCUACUUGCGUGGAUAUCUCCGAGCGAGGGCUAAUCGCCACAGGCUUUAAUAACGGUACCGUACAAAUUUCAGAGCUGUCUACACUACGCCCGUUAUACAAUUUUGAAUCUCAACACUCUAUGAUCAAUAACUCGAAUUCCAUAAGAUCGGUGAAGUUUUCCCCUCAGGGGUCCCUAUUAGCCAUUGCACACGAUUCAAAUUCAUUUGGUUGCAUAACUCUAUAUGAAACUGAGUUUGGUGAGAGAAUAGGUUCUUUAUCCGUCCCAACACAUAGCUCACAGGCAAGUCUUGGUGAAUUUGCGCAUUCCAGUUGGGUGACUAGUCUAUCGUUCAAUGAUUCUGGCGAGACAUUAUGUAGCGCCGGGUGGGAUGGUAAAUUGAGAUUUUGGGAUAUAAAAACCAAGGAAAGGAUUACCACGUUGAAUAUGCACUGCGAUGAUAUUGAAAUUGAAGAAGAUAUUUUGGCUGUUGAUGAACACGGAGAUUCAUUAGCUGAACCUGGUGUCUUUGACGUAAAAUUUUUGAAAAAAGGUUGGAGGUCUGGUAUGGGAGCUGACUUGAACGAAAGUUUAUGCUGUGUUUGUCUAGACAGGAGCAUCAGGUGGUUUAGAGAAGCUGGUGGCAAAUAG
Molecule: messenger RNA, 1194 nt
Organism: Saccharomyces kudriavzevii IFO 1802
Lineage: Eukaryota; Fungi; Ascomycota; Saccharomycetes; Saccharomycetales; Saccharomycetaceae
Gene: SKI8
Product: SKI complex subunit WD repeat protein SKI8
Exons: 1
Coding region: 1-1194 (397 amino acids)
Cellular component (GO): Cdc73/Paf1 complex
Molecular function (GO): protein binding
Source: RefSeq, a predicted model, not a curated record